GUCCAACAUUUCAAAAUGGCGACCACUUUGGAAGAUAAUGCAAUUUGGGAUGAUGGCGAGGUUUGUGCAUUUUUCUUUCAAAUUUUUCAAACUUUUUUGUCCACUACAAAUAAUAAAGAAACUUAAGUUUAUAUCCAAUAUUAUUUAGUCGUCAUCGUUUAAAUAAACGUGGUAUUGGCAUAUUAAACAACAAUUCAAUUUCUAUUAAAAAUUGCUAAUUUGAAUUUAGUUUAAACUGCUGGUCAUAUAUUUAUAAUGAUUAUAGCUUUGUUACAUACACGCGUAAAAAUCAACAACUUGUUCCAGGUUGAUAUCAACAGGCGUGAACAAGGUUGUGCGGCCCACCCAGACUACAGAGUACGGCAAGUGCACACCCGAGAUUUUUUUUGGCCAAUGGUAUUGCACACUUAAACAUAUUUAAAAUAUUUUCCAGUUUUGUCAGGCAUUAAAAUAAGGACUUCUAAGACAAGUGUAAUAUAACAACCACCUGAAAAUCGGGAACGCUGAUUCAUGGGCGCAAAUGAAAAAUGUCCAUUAAAGUUUCGAAUUUCUAUCUACAGCAGAGUUUUGCGAUCAUCAGGUUGUUAUGAUUAAACAAAACCAUAUAGCAUGUAAGCAUGCACACAAGAGAACUUAUAAUUGGUCCGAUUUCCUCGAGGCGCCACCAUGGUUGGCGCCGAGCGGAAAAUUUUUGAAAUUUGGAGUCCCUACAUUGUCGGAAAUGACAUUUUCGAGUGCACACUUUUCCAUUUACAACUCAAUUACAAGGACAUGCACAUUUUCCUUUUACAGGACACAAAGUGUAUCAAAAACGCGCUAUUUUGUACGUGUUCAUAAUGACUUUUAACUCCGAUCGAAAUAUAUAUUCUUGUUUGUUCGUCAGAAUUUGGACCACGUUUUGUUUUCCUGAGAGGCAGAAAUUUCAGUUAUUUGUACAAAUAAACAAUCAUUGUUUAAUAUCAUUAGAACAUGUAGCUAUUUACAAGUGCACACUUGACUACGUUAACUGAGGAUUGCACACUUGCACACCUGAAUUUUUGUCUUGCACACCCGAGAUCUCGUCGAAAACUGCCAUACUCUGCAGUCUGGCGGCCCACUAUGAACAGUAUUGUGACUAUUGUCAACAAGAACAGCUUUAUUCAACUGUAACAACUUGGAACAACAUGGUUGACAACUUGUUCAUAGUUGGCCAUACAACAUUGUUCACGCCUGUCGAUAUCAACUUGGAACAACCUGUGCGUUUUUAGCCGUGUAGAUAGUAAAUGAUAGUAGUGCGAUAGUAACCGUAACCAGUAAAUGUCUGGUAAACAAUUUGAGAGUUAAAACACUUGGAAAAUUUAAACAGACUGCCAGGUUCACUCAGGCUGGAAUUAAUCCAUGAAAAUUUUAUGCCUGAGGUUAUGUCAAUAAGCCACUGACUGCUUACACCACUCACCAGGUGAGGCCAAUGGAAGUGAGGUAUCAGUUUACCAUCACCCGUGCAUGUCUAUUUUAGGUGAAAUUUUUCAGUAUUUCGUGAUUUUUUCAAUAUUUGUAAAAUUUGUAUAGGAAGUGUUUCAAAAAUGGCUUUCUGUUGAAAUUAUUGGCAAAUACUGACUUUGUUUAUACAGUUAGCGAAGCCAUAGCCUGCGUAGCGAAGCCACAGCGAAAGAGAGUCAAAGACAAAAUUUGACAAAUUCAAAUUGUGAAAAAUGAUGAAUAAUGAAAAAAAUCCGCAUCAACUUUUGAAAUUCUAGGUGACGGUAAACUGAUACCUCACAUCCAUUGGCCUAAAUUGAUUGCAGUCGAUACACUUAUUUCAAAUAUCAAUCUUUCAAUAUUCAAAAAUCUUCACAAUAUUACACAAAAACAUCAAAAUUGCCAAAUAUUUUAUUUUAUCAGUAAGAUUUACACCAGUGGCAUAAAUAUAUCAAGAACAUUUUAUGCCGGAACACCUACAGUUUCCAACCUGGACAGAUUGGGAUGGGAUUUGAGCCUGUAUUCUUUGAGUUCAUAUGUGCCCAGGAUAGCCGAAUCCACAUUAGAGGACGGGAAAUUUGUCUAAGAUGAGAAACUUGUCUAAUAUAAAUCUGGCAACAGACAAGUUUUCCAUCUCAACUUUUCCAUCUAACUUUGCCCAAACAGAUCGAAAAGUUAUACAAGAAUCUAUUCUAGAUGAGAAACUUGUGUCAGUGGUGUAACUUUACUAGUUUUUUGACCACUUGCACUCUGGGGAAAGAAAUAUGAAAUAUCUGCUCUAAAAUGACUGGCUGUUCAGUCACUUUAUUUUAAUAUUUUAUUUUUGCGAACGUGAUAGGAAAUUGAUCAGGAAAUUCUGCGUAUGUCCACAGAAGAAAUUACAAGUCGUACCAGGCUGUUGGACAAUGACAUAAAGGUACUUCGAAGACUAGCAAGUUUCAUUGAUGCUUUUUAAAAAACAUAUUCUUACAUCACUGUAUAUUUCUUUUCUUUGUAAUUGUAGAUCAUGAAAAGUGAGCUAUUGCGUGUUAACCAUGAACAACAGGCAAUGAAAGAUAAAAUAAAAGUACGAAAAUAGUAUAGAAAAUUAGAAAUAAGCAUCGGAACAAUAGGGAUGCAACUUUGACGUUUUGAGCAAGGGCCUGCUUUCCAUCAAGGCCAUUACAUCAGAAAAUUAUAGGCUGUUUUGAUAGUAUAAUCUAAGUAAAGAGAAGGGAAUCAAACACCACAGUUAAAAAGAACAUGUAAUGAAAUUUAGUAAACUUGCAAAAUUUGGUUGCGAAAUGUUGUAAAGCUUGGAAAAUAUAGCCUUGCGUAGUUUGCAAAUUUUGUAUACAUGCAUGUUUGUAUUAUGUGCAGAAAUUGUUAGCAUUAACAAUUUCCGCGCGUAAUACAAACAUAUACAAAAUAUGCAAUUAUAUGCUCCGUAUUUUACAACAUUUUGUAACCAAAUUUUGCAAUUUUACCAUAAUAUUUAAAUAUCUAUUUCUUUUGUAUCUUGUAGGAAAACACAGAAAAAAUAAAAGUGAACAAAACCUUGCCAUAUCUUGUCUCAAAUGUGAUUGAGGUAAUUAAUAUAUUUAAUUGGGUAACUUACUAAAAUUACUACAAUAUUUAACAAGCUAUGUUAUGUAUUUGACAAAAGAUAUGGAACAUGUAAAUUUGUGUGGUAUUUUGUGGUACAUACACCUGUAUAUGCAUUCUCUUGCUCCAAACAAGCAUAAUGAUUAUGUGUCUAAACAUCCAGGAUCUUGACUACAUUCCUAUGCCUAGUAUUAUGUACUGUUAAUAAUCAAGCUGCUAUAAACACAAGUUCCAUCAGACAUCACCAUCAACAAAAUGUCAAUUUCACAAUUAAUGUUAGGAAUGUAGUCACAUUUAAUUACAAGUGUUUUGAAACAUGACAUGGGUAAUUCCAUGGUAGUGAUGACAUUUUUUGAAAAAAAAAAUUGUCAGAAGCUAUUGGAAACAAUUGUGAACUGAAAUAUUGAGAUGUACUUUCUAUGUAACAUGAGUUAUGUAACAUGAGUCACGUAACAUGAGUCACAUGUAUUAUGUAGCAAUCCUUACUAUUGUAAUCCAAAAUAUAAAAUUUCUUUGUGUUGGUAGUUUGCCUUACAUAUAGUCUGUAACUUGAUAGACAUUGUAAGUUUCUCUUUCCUAUGGUUCCCAAAGAAAUUCAAAAGUAGUUAGGUUGGUGUUACCUCAUGUCACUUUGUCGUAACAUGAGUCACACACCAAUUUACGGCCACCAAUCUUGUCAUGUUAUAAUCAAAUGUUUAAUUUUUACUGUGAAUCAGUAGCUUACCAUUAUUUGUACCUGCAUGCAAACAUGUGACAGAAAAAAAUAUAUUUAUUUAGUUAUUACACCAGAUCAAAAUUACUCUGAUAGUUUGGUUCAGAAUGUAACAUGAGUCACCAUGGAAUUACCCACAUGUUAUUUUAGUCAAGGUUUUGGUAAUAUGCAUUCAAGUAUUAAAAGUUUAGUAACUAAUACUGCUGGAGCUUGCUAAUGAUUAUAUUAUUGUUUUUAGUUGCUUGAGGUCGAUCCACAAGAACAGGUAAGAACUAUGACCAAAUUUCUGUCCAACUUUCAGUUUCAUUUCAAGCACAUCAUGUAAUUUUGUUCAACUCUAUAUUUUAGGCAGAAGAAGAGGGUGCAAAUGUUGAUCUGGACUCCCAAAGGAAAGGAAAAUGUGCUGUUAUUAAAACAUCGACAAGACAGGUAUAAUCUUUAUAAGUUAUAUUUUUUAGGUAUGUGAAUUUUUAAAAAAGUUCUUGGAAAAGGUAUAAUUAUUAAAUUUAUGCUAAAUGUGUUUUUUAUUUCUUAGACAUAUUUCUUACCAGUCAUUGGACUCGUUGAUCCAGAAGAACUCAAACCCGCAGAUUUGAUUGUAAGUGAAUGCCAAGUUUAUCUGCAUCACAACCCUUCCACCAACCCAACCCACCCCCUGGAAAAUCUAUGCCCCCCUCUCCCUUUGGAUAAGUUUUAAGCUCCUCCCACCAGUGUAGCUUUCCCAGGCUAACUGCCUGUAAUUAUGCAGGCUGGUGUUGAAUUUGAGAUUUGCAAAAGUAGCACUUCUCGCGACUGAGAAAAGCUUUAAAUAGUAAAGUAGUUCUAAUAAAGCCCUAAAAUAUCUCAGUGAUCAUGCAUAUUUGCAUAAUUUGCCAACAUUUUUUAUACACAAUCUCAAUUAUCUACUGCAUAUAUAAAGAGAAUACUUCAUAACACAAUUAACAUAGGGCGACCUGAAAAUUUUUUAAAAAUUCGACCUUUGUACGAAGGCUUAUACAGUCGCUUAUACAGUCACUUAUACAGUCUAUGACAUUGGCAAGAUCUGCUUUUGUCAUAAUUUGUAACACUUUUAUCUACCGGUAUGUAUUUAUUAUUCUCAAUUGAAUUCUCAUUCCCCUACACAUACAGGGCGUAAAUAAAGAUUCCUAUCUGAUCCUUGAGAAGCUACCAACAGAAUACGACUCGAGAGUCAAGGCAAUGGAGUUGGAUGAAAGACCGACAGAACAAUACAGUGAUAUUGGAGGCUUAGAUACACAGAUUCAGGAGGUACAUACGACUAAUGUGCACUUGGAAAAAAAUUGCUAUAGGAAUUCCUGUAGAAAAUUUGGACUCAGUUAACUUGAAGCAGGCUUUUGCCAGGAUUCUUAAAGAGGGCAUCCAAUUUCCAUGAAGACACACUUGUAGCGGGUUUCUGGACUAUGUCCCUUCGGAAAAACUUUGAAUUUGGGAUCUCUUAAGUUUUACAGCUCUUCAUUUCAGUAUCUACGUGGCACACUAAAGCUCAUUCAAGGUUUUUAAGGAAAUCGUUGAAAACGAUUUUCCCCCAGAAUUUUUCGUGUCCAAAGGCAUCUCUUUUUUCGUUGUAGGGCGUCCCAUGAUACCUGGACGCCCAAUGGACCUUUCACCUUUUGACUAAAAUUUAGAUUUCAACAAGUCUAGACAAAACUUUUAUCACAGCUUGAAAGAGCAUCACAAAAUUAGUAAUAUUCCGAAGUUUCGUUGCGAAAUGUUGUAAAAUGCGGAUAAUAUAGCCUUGCGAAGUUUGCAAUUUUCAGUCAUUUUGUAUUACAAACGGGGAAGGAGGUAUGUAUUUCCCGCGCGUAAUACAAAAUGACUGAAAAUGGCAAACUUCGCAAGGCUAUAUUAUCCGCAUUUUACAACAUUUCGCAAUGAAACUUUGGAAUAUUACUAAUUUUGUGAUGCUCUUUCAAGCUGUGAUAAAAUUUUUGUCUAGACUUGUUGAAAUCUAAAUUUUAGUCAAAAGGUGAAAGGUCCAUUGGCUUAAAGCCAGACUGGAAGCAUUCUUACAUGUGAUUAACCCUUUAAUUGGCAAUGCGCCCAGACGUGCCCUACUCAAUAAUUUAGUCUGUCUAAUGCCAGAAGAUUUUACUCUGUCUAACGCCAGACGAUUUUACUCGUCAGGCGGAGAGUGCUGCCACUCAAUGGGUUUUAAUCCAUUAUGUUCUAUUGCUCCCAAAUGUAUGCCCUAGUUUAUUAUUUUUCACUGUCUAAAUGCAGAUUAUUUUACUGUGUCUAAUGCCAGACAAUUUUAUGUCAGUGCCAGCACUCAAUGGAUUAAACUCUGUAUGCUCAUUACACGUACAGUACCUUGAUGAAUUUGUUUUAUUUUGUAGCUUAUAGAAGCUGUAGUUCUUCCGUUAACACACAAAGAUCGAUUUGAAAAUUUGGGCAUAAAGCCACCUAAAGGUAUUGUGCAAUAAACAGAUUCUACUUAAAAAUUGAUGAAGCAUGAGGCAUACACUGUAUUAACACUUUAUGUGGCAAUGCACUCUGAUGUGCCCUUCUUUAUUAUUUUACUCUAACACCAGACGAUUUUACUCGUCAAGAGGAGAGUGCUGCCGCUCAAUGGGUUCUUCAGACUAUCUGCCUAUGCAUUCUGUUUACCCUUUAAGUGGCAAUAUGUGCCCUACUUUACUAUUUUAAUCUGCCAGAUGCCAGAUGAUUUUACUCGUCAAGGAGAGAGUGCUGCCACUCAAUGGGUUAAACUAAUUAUUAAAAAUAAACAAUGUUAUUUCAAGAAAUUUUGGCUGUCAGCAAGUCCUGUUCCCCUUUAGUUUAUGAUGGAAAAGACCAAGUCAAUUGCAUACGGGAAUAUUGGCAGAAAAUGUUUGCUAGCUUUUACAGUAGUCACAGAAAGGAUUUAUUUUUUUCCAUGUAGGUGUGUUACUGUAUGGACCUCCAGGCACGGGGAAAACUUUGAUGGCAAGAGCUUGUGCUGCACAGACUAAGGUAAAAAUAAUAACAUGAAUUGUGUGCUUGUUGGUUACUGCAACCACAAGCAGAGUGACUGGGGGGAUGAGCCCCCCCCCCCCUUUUUCCCCUUUGACUCUCCUUUAAGACCACCUUUGAGAGAUGUUUAAAUCUGAGAAUGUGGGGGGGGGGACAAAUGACAAAUUUGUCACAACUACUGUGUAAUAAACAAGACAAAUAAAUGGAAGGAAGUUUUGUUAAUGCUAAGUAAGCGAGCAGAUUUUACUAUUUUUACAAUGCCUUGUUUAUUGUUUUUCGAAGUAAUUCUUAUGGACCAUCUUUUCUUCAGGUAGCAAAUUUGAUUGCAUUUCCGGGGCUGCGAUUUCAAAAUUCCCCAGGAGAUCGUGCCCCCCUCUCUAGCAUGCUCACAGGUUCAGCAUUCACAGCAACCCACCCAAUAAUUACUUCAUAACAUCAUACAUUGUCACCCUCACUUCUGUUUUGCUGGCUAUGCCACUGACUGCAACCCCUUUCGUCCUGACUCCUGUUUGUGUUUUCUUAAAGAAAAACUUAUCUUAAUUAGCCUUUCUCACGAUGACGAAUAUCUGCCAUUUUUGGGUGGCAUCUAAUUCUCGUUAAACAAUGCAGACAAUUAAAACAAUGUGAAAAGCAAUUUUUCAAAAUAAACUAACCAUUUACAAACCAAAUUUACCAUCAUUCGUCCAAAAAAUUAUAAAAGUCGCUGUUAUGUGGACUUAUCUCGCAGACUUCGACUGAAUUGCCACCCCAAAAUGGCGGGCGUUAGAAAGGCUAUCUUAUUUAUAUAUUAAAGAAUAUCUUAUUUAUUUUGACCAUAUGUUGUUUUCUAGUCUACAUUCUUAAAGUUGGCUGGUCCACAGUUAGUUCAGGUACAGUACUCAUUCACAUUGAUUUAGUUAUUUUAGACUUUUUGUAAAAACAAGCCAUGUGUACUGCCUUGUCCACAAGCUGUUCUUAAUUUUCUUGGCUGAAGACAUUGUUCACAUAUCAGUACAGUACAGUACACAAAUCUGUGAAGCCAUUCUCAUAGAAAUUAUUAACAUUUUGUAAUUGUUUAGAUGUAGAAAAAUUACAAACAUUUUGUUAUUGUUUAGGAGUCAUUUUCAUAGAAAUUAUUAACAUUUUGUUAUUGUUUAGAUGUUUAUUGGUGACGGCGCUAAGCUAGUCAGAGAUGCAUUUGCCUUGGCAAAAGAAAAAGCUCCCGCAAUCAUAUUCAUUGAUGAGUUAGAUGCCAUCGGAACAAAAGUAUGACAGACAAUAUAUGACCACGUUUUGUAGCUGGAAAUCUUAGUUUUUUUUAAUUGUUUUGCCUUGCAUUUUAUGCAAUGUAUAACUUAAUUUUUAGCCUAUAGGCUUUCAAAAAUCAUUGGGGGCGGUUGCCCCUCUUACAGCCCUCUUGCAAUUUCAAUUGCUCUUGCAAUUGCAUGGUUUUUAAAAUUGACUUUACAAUAACAAUUUAGAAAAUAAAACUGAAAUGAAAUUUAUGUUUUCAGAGAUUUGACAGUGAAAAAGCUGGCGACAGAGAGGUGGGUAAAAUUUUAUUGACAAGUACUUGAUGUCUUUCUUUCAAUCCUUUGCUUACCAAUUUACAAUUGUGAUUUGUGAUACGCAUUUCAGGUGCAAAGAACUAUGUUGGAACUCCUAAAUCAAAUGGAUGGCUUUAGUUCACACCUUAAUAUCAAGGUGCUGUACAGUAUUGUAUAUAUACUACAAAACAAAGUCUGGAAAAAGUAUCAUAUCUUAGAAUACAUUGAUAUCGAAGGAACUAGACUCAGUUCCGAAAUAUCACCAAUUCGAACCGACUUGACAUCGUAGCUCAGUUGAUAGAGCAUUGGACUAGUAUCCCAAAGGUCGUGGGUUCGAUUCUCACUGUGGCCAGGCAAACUUUUAAGCUUGCAAAACAAAGUCUUAAGUUUGUAAAAAGUACAAACGGUGAAAGCAUAUUGAUUCCGAGCUUUCAUCAGCAGUCUUCACGAUAUAGUUCAUGUUCUUUUAUUAAAUUGGGUUUGAUAUUCACCACAAGAUUUCUCAACUUUCUUGUCAGUGGGGAACUUGUACUCACUUGGAGGCAAACUUGUAUUAGAUUGGAGGCGAGGCGAUCUUGGGGAGGCGAGCUAGUGGACGAACCUAGCAACAGGAUUGGAUUUACUGGGGGGUUCAAGAGGAUGUGCCAAUUUCAUUAUCAAAUCCAUGGUUUUCAAUUUGGAAAGCUAAUAAUAUCUUGUAACCAUUAAAUUAUCAACACGAUUCCAGGGUUUUUUAAGGAUUUUCUCUUGGGUCCGUUUUGCAGAGAAGAUUGAGUUUAGCUGAACAGCUGGGGUCUGGGGUGGCUGUCUCCCCCCUCCCCCCUACCGGGAGGUUGAAACCUGUGCCCACUUUAGUGUAUUUGAGAUGCAAUGUGUUAAAGCAGAGGCACAAAGGGACACUAUAAACUGGUUUAAGACGGCGAAUGUGUUGUUUUUUUCUUGUGAUGUGAAAUGAAUUCCAGCCUUUUUUUACUUAAUUUUCGGGUUUUCAACUGAAAACUAAUUUGCACACGUCAUGAAUUUAACUGAAUUUAACUCAAACGACUUCAUUUUACUGCACAAAAUCUUUUGACGAGAAGAUUGAGUUUCAAAACUCAAUUCAAGAUUGAGUUUUUGGGGCCCUAAAAAAUCCCUGAAAGAAACCCUGGAUUCGUAAAAAGUGAUUUUCUAAACAUACUUUUGUUGUAGGUGAUUGCAGCGACCAAUCGUGUGGAUAUUCUCGACCCUGCUUUACUCAGAUCUGGUACGUCUGUCUCUUGAGAUUGUUGGUCUUAUAUACAGUAGUUCAAAAUCCUUUUUUCAAUCGUGCUACUGUCAUUUAAUCUAACUAGCGUCUAAUUCAUUUUUUUUGGGGGGGGGGUGGAUGGAAAUUUCUCUAGAUGAGGUGGGAAAACUUUCCGAGGGGGCGCAAAAUAUUUUUUGUGGGGGAGGGGUGUUCUGGGCUAAGUUGAUUUUCGCAGUGAAUUUGAGAAGCUUUGUUCAUGAUGAUUUUCUAAAUCCUUUAAAAUCCGAAAUGGUAUGAACCUUAUAGACCCAAAAUAUUAAAUUGUUUGAUGUUUAUUUAUGAUGACUCAUUUUUCCAUUGAUUAAGCGCAAGCGCUCUCCUCAUUGACGAGUAAAAUCGUUCUGAGUUAGUAAAAUAAUAAAGUUUGGUGUAACUCAGUGGGUUAACAUUUCGUUGUUUAGGUCGUUUUGAUAGAAAGAUUGAGUUCCCAAAUCCCAACGAGGAAGCGAGAGCACGGAUAUUACAAAUUCAUUCAAGAAAAAUGAAUGUCAGGUAUAAACUAUUGAAUUCUUAACUUUUAUCCUUCAUUGCAAAGUUUUUACGAUAGCGCUUUAAUAUAUAUUGCCUUCAUUUACCUUAGCUCGGAUGUCAAUUAUGAAGAAUUGUCAAGAUGUACAGACGAUUUCAAUGGUGCUCAGUGUAAAGCUGUGUGCGUUGAAGCGGUAAGUCUGUUACCUUAAUUUGUAACCUUCAGCCCUCAAACACGCAUCGAAAGUGGUUGGGGAAUCCCCUAAGAGUUUUAAUAUUUCACCCAUUUUCCAUAUUAAAUAAAAAUCAUGGCGCGAUGCAACAUUUUAUGAACGGUAACGAUAAAUGGAAUUUUUGAACAAAUUCGUGAACGAAUAUUUUCAAUUACGUUCGUGAAUAUUUGUACUAUAAGGUGUAAGGGUGAAGCUUCGUAAAUUUUGAAAGUAAGAAAAUUAAAUAUGCCUUACAAUAACGCAUAAAGUUACAAAAAGUGUUGCCAAUUUCGCUCCCAACGACAAUAACAAAUUGUACAAAUUCAUCAUCAAAAAGCUGAACUCUGCCUUUAAUCGCCAGAGCAAUAAACAAUUACACGUCACAUAACUGAUAUACAAUUUUACACAAUCCAUACAUAUUAACUACUGGCGUGCCAUUGUAGCACAAUUGUUCUAUUAUAUAUGACUAUCUAAUUUUCAGUCAAGAAUACCAGCAAGCAAGUUUCACCUCUGAGAUCGUGGCCUCGUGGGUUUGAUUUUCGCUACGGACUCAUGCAUAACACUUACGUGAAAAGAGUCGGUCAACGCUCUACCGAAAGUCGUGAAAAAAAAAAAAACUUUCAAAAAAAAACAAAAAACUUUUCAAACUUUCCUCAAAAUCAUGAUAAUGUGAAUUACGGCCUUUUCAAAUUGCAAAAUAUGUAAAUCGUAUCAUUUAAAACCGGCUUCUUAUGCAUGCGUAGCGCCUACUAUACUGUAUUAGAGACCUUACAAUUUUAGGACGGCAACACGACGGCAACGGCUACCAAUACAAUAGAUCAUUGAAAAGAAUUGAGUAAUUACAAUAUAUGAAUAAUUUAGACAUUGUCCUCGCUCGAGAGACGACGUCAUCGGCAAACAUGGUGGAAAUACUCUUAGGCAAAAAAAAAAUAUGUGGGUUUCCGGUUUCCCGACCCUACCUAGCUUUUGGACGUCGAAAUCCCGACCCUAAACUUUUUUAUUGGAUCAUGCUUGUAAGUGUUUCCACUUAGAGGAAAAAGUUUGUGGAAAAUUGAAAUUUGAGGAAAUAUUAGGGAAAUUUAUUUUUGGAUGUGGAAGCACUGGCUAAACAAAAUGGCGUCCGCUUGUUCGGAAAAUUAAAAAAAAAGUUUAAAAAAAAAAGUUAAAACCGACCUACCCUACCUAAGUUUUUAUAAGAAGAAACCGGAAACCCACAUAUUUUUUUUUGGCCUUAGCUUGUGUCAGAUAAGGGGGUUUUUACCGAAAGUCGUGGGUGUUCUCCGGGUACUCUGGUUUUCUCCCACAGGGAAUGCGAACAGGGUGGGUUGGGAUUAUCCCCCUAACCGACCCUUCCACCGUAGCUGUCCUCCGUGAUCAGAGAUGUGUCACAAGGUGGCUGCCAUAUAGUCGUCCUUAGAAAGCCUUCGACUGGAUCAGGUUGAGCUGCGUCCUUCGUAAUUCAGCUUAGCUCUCAGCUGCAAGUAUGAAUGAUUAGCACAUUGUCAUUUCCUAAAGGUGGAGUAAUAUACGGGCAACAAAAUUGCAGCAACUUGCAACAAAAUCUGAUUUCUACGCAUGUUAAGUAGAAAUGUCGACACAUAUUUUAAUGCUGUUCUUAGGGUUUGUAAUCCAAGUGAGUAUAUAUAUACAUUCUAAGACCUGACCAGGAACGACUGCGAAAAAUGCAGCACAAGGUCCUCUGGUAGGAAUUGAACCUACGGCCCUGCGAUUCCGGUGCAGCGCUCUAACCAACUGAGCUACAGAGGCCAGCUGUUGAGCUGUAACCGUAAGUUCGUGUAUAUAUAGGUGAUCGGGUGACGAGGCAUGUCUCAACAUUUCUACUUAACAUGCGUUGAAAUCAGAUUUUGUUGCAAGUUGCAGCAAUUUUGUUGCUCGUAUUACUCCAUGCAGCUUUACUUACUGAUAUAAAUAUUCUGCAGGGCAUGAUCGCAUUAAGACGAGGUGCUACUGAAGUUGGCCACGAAGAUUAUAUGGAUGGUAAGUGUCAAUCAACUUCUGUUCUAAGUUCCUAACUGUUCUCACGCCAAUAUGUUACAUCAUUGUAUGAAAUUUACGGUCGAAAUACGUAGCUAAUAUACUAGUUUCAGGCUGUUUCAUGUCACUGAAUGAACAUUAUGUACUUCAUUCUAAAGAGUCUUGAGUUUGUAGUCUUUGUACCAGGAAUUAUCGCACCCUGCCUGACACUGGCAUCACCUGAAUAUAUAUACGUAAACUUGUGGUUAGAGCUCAACAACUGGACUCUGUAGCUCACAGUUGGUCAGAGUCGCAGGUUUGAGGGGCCUGUAGUUGCAUUUUUCGCAACUGUUCCCCAUUAGGUCUAAAUGAAUGUAUAAAAGUUACACUCCAUCUACAAUCUUAUUAUUAGCCAUUCCGAAGUUGAUGAGAGGACUGGGGACGAGUGUUAAAAAGUGCCCAAAUUAAGAAAUGAACCAAAUCACUAAAAAGACCACCUCAAAAUUACUAAGUAUACAAAGUUUGAGGACGUUUACAUGAAUACCCUUCGAAUAAUAAGCUUUCGAAAGUCGUGAUAUUUACUACGAAAUGUACUGUAAUUUUUUUGGGGGGCGUCCCCAAAACAAUCUUUUAAUCAGUAAUUUCACAAUUUUCGAAAGCUUAUUAUUCGAAGGAUAUUCAUGUAAACGUCUUCAAACUUUGUAUACUUACUAAUUUUGAGGUGGUCUUUUUAAUGAUUUGGUUCAUUUCUUAAUUUGGGCACUUUUUAACACUCGUCCCCAGUCCUCUCAUGAACUUCGGAAUGGCUAAUUGUUCCUGGUGUCAUGCACUCAGGUAAAGAUAUAUGUUUAUGAUGUUUCUCUGAGUGUGAUCACAACGGAUAAGCUGAAAAGUUUGCUUGAUCGCGAUGGGAAUCGAACCCGCAACCUCUGGUGUGCUAGUCCAAUGCCAAUAAAUACCAUACAGAGGUCUCACUUCUUAUUAGGUUCAACCUAAGGGGUUUUUCCAGUCCGCCAUGUUCUUAGCAAGUCUUGCAGGCCUUAAAAUAUCUUUUACAGGGCCGUCUGACAAAAUGUCCGGUGACGUUGAAUUUGGGUCGGACAUAUGUCCGAUGACCUUCAGUUCAGUUUUGACUCGGAAAUAAGUCUGAAUGACACAAAUGAAUAAAUGGUAAAUGUUGUAAAGAUAUUAAAUAAUUUGUUCCUUUCAUACUUAUUUCAAAGCCAAAAUUAACUUGCUUUCCAGAACAGCAGUAUUAAAAAAAGACUUCGACAACUUAAGCCCGUUUUCCACUUCACCAUUUCGCUCGCCGCCCCACGCUCGACUACGUUAAUUAAAACAACAUUUCCAGUUCACCUUUUAUACAAUAGUACUCUGAUUUUUCAUUUAACAUACAAGCCUCUAGUCCUGGGCUAGGAUACAUUUUGAUUUACGUCGGACAAAGCUACAGUUCGGUCGGACACCAAUACACUCGGGUCGGACAAACAAUAAACCUCAGUUUCACCUUGGUCGGACAGAAUGUCCGGUGGUUUCCUUUCUACGUCGGUCAAUUUCACGAAUGGGUCGGACAAUGUCCGUGACCGACCGAUAUUUUAAGGCCUGCAAGUGCACUAAAGAGAGGCCGUCACCCCCCUGAAAACAUAUUGAAAUUUAAUGUUCCAGGGGUGAAUACCUCUAUGGCACUUGCUAAGAAAUACCUCUAUGGCACUUGCUAAGAACAUGAUACAGUAUGCGUAGUAAAAAGUACCUUACGUUUUUCUCGCGAAGUGAGACCUCUCUAUGGUUAGUACUCUGUGCUAAUGCUCUACCAACUGAGCUACGAAGUCGGUUCGAGAUACUACCCACAAACAUAUGGUCUCUUUAUUUCUAGGUAUUUUGGAAGUUCAAGCCAAGAAGAAAACUAACUUGGCGUAUUAUGCUUAGACAUUGGUGAGAGGCCGCAAAAUUUCUUAACAUAACUACAUAACUGCAUAGUCCUUCAGCCGUUCCGCACGUUGUAACCAAUAAUCUAAUGUAAUUGUAAACCGAUCGUAUGCAAUAACUUAUUGGGAUAGAUGAACCUAACCCUAAUCUAACUCCAUCUCUAACCCUAAUAUGAUCUUAAUGUAACUCUAAUCUUAAUCUGACAGUAAUCCAAACUUGAUGACCAUUUUUGGGCGAUUACAUUUAUAACAACAAGUCUUGUCCAAUGCUUGUAGUUUUGUCUUUAGAUGCGCAGAUCAUAUCCAAAUUACGUUUUAACUGAGUUUCCCCAAUAAGUUAUUACAUACAAUCGGGUUUAUAAUUACAUUAGAUUAUUGGUUAAAACACGUGGUCAAAACGUGCGGAACGGGUGCAGGCUCUUAAUUUUUCUUCCUUAUCGGCGACUUAGAGUAAAUCUAACUUGGACUAUACCUUUACCAAAAUGUACACAAAAAUCUACACAAAUAUUAAACUAACAUUCGAACAAUCGAAUUUAUUACAAAAAACGUAUACAAGUAUACAUAUAAAAUAUAAAAUUCUCUCUAAAACUGAGAGAUUACUAUUCACUCUUUAAAACUGAGAAAUUUAUACAUCUAUGUAUUCUCUAUAAAAUUGAGAAGUUCUAAGCGUAUUAAGGUAUUACGUAUUUCAUUGAAAACGAUAGAGUUUAACUUUUCACAACAAAAGUAGUAUAAAAUAUUCUGAACUGUAAACCAGUUUACGAUCCUUACAUGAAGUGCUGUAGUUCUUCACACCAGCGGUCAUUGUCCUGCAGUUCGCUGAGCAAAUCAUCAAGUGAGUCCGCGAUGUCUUCAGCUGGGGGUACUUCAUGUUGUGUGACACUAUGAUGAUGACUUGAUGUUCCCAGGUCAACUUGUUGACAUUCCUGUUGAGGUUUUGCCAUCUUGCUACAGUUGUGUUGGUCGAGCAAGCAUUGCAGCUUCUUUACUUCGUCUUUGAACUUUUGAAUGUCAUUCUCUAACGUACUGUUCAUCCCUUCGUACUUGUCAAUUUUCUGAAAAAUUAAGUAUAGUUUAGCUCACAGAAAAACUGUUUAUACACAGGGGCGGGAAAAGUAUAGGACCACGGUACCAUUGGUCACAAAGCCCACACAGUAUGGCCAUGCUUUUGGCUUAAGAGUUAAGGCCAUGCUUUUAGC
Paramuricea clavata is the source of this 15310-nucleotide messenger RNA. NCBI's taxonomy places the organism in Eukaryota, Metazoa, Cnidaria, Anthozoa, Malacalcyonacea, Plexauridae. The record is from the annotation of a GenBank genome assembly.